Molecule: messenger RNA, 544 nt
Organism: Seriola aureovittata
Lineage: Eukaryota; Metazoa; Chordata; Actinopteri; Carangiformes; Carangidae
Product: small integral membrane protein 8-like
Exons: 2
Coding region: 114-401 (95 amino acids)
Source: RefSeq, a predicted model, not a curated record
UGACUUCCAAACAUGGCGGCGUCAGUGAAGGAGGCUUAGUUCAAAAGUCUGCAAUGCUCAUUUUUCGAGCUUCAUUAUCAGAUAUUUUUCGUCGUUUACAGUUUUGAGCGAACAUGUCACAUCAGGAGGCCGGUAAAGAGAAGGAGAGUCCCGGGGAAAAAGGUUACAGGACUCCCGGUCUGAGGGGGGCUCAGACCACCACACUGUUCCGAGCUGUCAACCCUGAACUCUUCAUCAAACCUAAUAAACCGGUGAUGGUGUUUGGACUGGUCACCAUCACUCUGUGUGUGGGUUACCUGGGCUACCUGCACGCCACGAAAGAAAACGACCAGCAGCUGUAUGAGGCCAUCGACAGUGAGGGGGAGAGAUACAUGAGGAGGAAGACCUCCAAAUGGGACUGACGUCACUGUGUGUGUGUGUGUGUGUGUGUGUGUGUGUGUUCAUGUACUGUGACGACAGUGAAUUAAAAUCUGACCUGACUGAAACAAGGACACCUGUCAAGUUUUCUCUGAAUACCAACAUUAAAGUGUGUGAGUUCACCUGC